UCCUUUAAAAUGCAAUGGAUAAGACUUUGAUGAGGUCUGACUUGGCCCAGUUUCAUGGCUGAUGACCUCUAAGUGUUCUAAUCCAGUAUUGCCCAUAAGCAAUAUAAUUAUUACCGAGGAAGUCCCUUAUCAAUGUUCUGUACAAUUUUAGUAGACAUAGAAGAAAAACCUCAGUUGAAAACAGAGAAACCCUGGUAAGAUAAAAAAGAGAAUGCAAAACCGCCACGACGCUCUCUUUUGAAGCUUCCGCAGAACUCCCACACUCAUGUCGCAUGCACUUCAUCUCGUUUCCAAUAACGUUCCUGCUUAUGGACCAAGAGACUGCAGAUAUCUGUCCUGUUCGAGCAUUUCUGGAGGAGCAGUGACUCUAUCUCCUUGCUCUUCACAUAAUGACCACCGAAUUUGUUCACAGGUGAAGAUUAAAUCUUUGAAAUGUGGUGCCAGGGGAAUAUCUUUUGUGUGCCGAGCAGGUUCUAGUGGUCAAAAGAGAAACCCUGACUUCUUGAGGCAAAGACAUGGGUUUCGAGGGAGGAAUAGACAAAAUGAAGACAGAGAGAAUUUUGAAAUGCUUGAUGAAUCUGAAAUGUUACCUUCAAAAAAUGGGCCAUUACUUUCCUUUUCUGGUUCCACAAAAUCUCAAGCCAAUGCAGCCCCAGGUCCAAGAGAGAAGGAGAUUGUGGAGCUUUUCAGGAAGGUCCAAUCUCAACUUCGAGAGAGAGCUGCGGCUAAAGAAGAUAAGAAAACUGAAGCCUCUCAGGGAAAAGGUAAAGAGAGUGAAACUGUUGAUUCUCUCCUUAAGCUAUUGAGGAAACACUCGAUUGAACAAGGUAAGAAAAAAAACAGCUUUGACAGCAGCAGUGACGUGAAUUUGGAUCAUCCAGAAGUGAAUGGCUCUUCCAAUGAAGAUAAAAGCUCCAGCUUCUUUGAUCCAAAUGAUACUGUAAGGAGUGAAGCCAAAGAACCUUAUGCCUCUAUUCUAAGCAGACCCGCAUCAAAUUUCCGGAGGAAAUCACCUGUCCCACAAAUGAAAUAUCAGCCAAUUUAUUCCAGUGAGGAGACUGUCAGUUCUGUGACACGCGUCAAUUCAGAUAGGAAGAAACUUUUGAGUUUGGCUGAGUCACCUCCUGCAUCCAAUCAUUUGCCUGAAUCGGAGGAGGAACUAGAGUCUGAAACUGAGUUAGAGCUUGAGCCUGAAUCAAUCUAUGAAGAUCCGGAUGUGUUGGAUGAGUUGUCAGAGGAUGAAUCUUCUGAUAUUGAUGAGGAGGAGGACAGCGAACAGCAAAUUGGACAUGAAGAUUUGAGUGCAUUGAAGCUACCAGAACUCCGGUCACUAGCAAAAUCUCGAGGUUUGAAGGGAUUCUCCAAAAUGAAGAAGAGUGAUUUGGUGUUGCUGCUGCGAAGGAGCUAAGGCUAGUUAAUGGUGAAGCCAAAAACGAAAGAUCACAUGCAUUUUGAUAGUUGUGAGAUGCCCUUUUAUCGUUUUCAUACUACUUAUUUUCUGUCUGUUGUUUGAAUGUGUAACUAACGUGCCAAAAGAUCCUUCCAGGAGGCUGGGAAGUAAUGGAUGUUUAGAAUUUAGAUAUAGUUAUGUCAAGUUACCCUUUUGCAACUUUUUGAAUGAUGUUCGAGAAAUCAAUUUUCUUUUCGUCUGUACUCUUGACAUGCUUCAACACUGGGGUGAUUAAAUUCAGUUCGAGACUCACUAUAAUGUUCUGAUUUCUAUUUGUCCCUUAUCUUCUUCAUCG
Durio zibethinus is the source of this 1745-nucleotide messenger RNA. RefSeq names its product rho-N domain-containing protein 1, chloroplastic-like. The record is from RefSeq and is a predicted model, not a curated record. Gene Ontology annotation, biological process: DNA-templated transcription termination. Lineage: Eukaryota; Viridiplantae; Streptophyta; Magnoliopsida; Malvales; Malvaceae.